Molecule: messenger RNA, 1284 nt
Organism: Centropristis striata (black sea bass)
Lineage: Eukaryota; Metazoa; Chordata; Actinopteri; Perciformes; Serranidae
Gene: nrl
Product: neural retina leucine zipper
Exons: 4
Coding region: 1-1284 (427 amino acids)
Biological process (GO): regulation of transcription by RNA polymerase II
Cellular component (GO): nucleus
Molecular function (GO): DNA-binding transcription factor activity, RNA polymerase II-specific; RNA polymerase II cis-regulatory region sequence-specific DNA binding
Source: RefSeq, a predicted model, not a curated record
AUGUCCUCUCCUUCCCUCCCCAUGCCCUCUCUCCCCCCCAGCCCUCUGGCCAUGGAGUACCUAAACGACUUUGACCUCCUCAAGUUUGAGGUAAAAUCUGACACUCCUCCACUACCUCCUCCAUGUGUGUAUCCCAAAUCUGGCCUCACCCAGGACCCCUCCAGCUCUCCGUACACCAGCCACCCUCCGCAGGACUCCAGUUUGAGCUCCAGCCCUUACAACUCGCUGCCACCCUCGCCCACGCUCAGCGAUGCCCACCCACCACCUUCGGGCUCUUCCUCCCUCUCUUCGUCCUCCUCCUCCAUCUCCUUCCCCCUCUCCAUCUCCAACAGUUUCACCUCCGGCAUCAGCUCCGGCUCUCAGGGGAACGUGGAAGGCAGCCCCGCCCACGGUGGGCCUCAGGGUCCCACCCCGGCCUCGCUGGAGGACCUGAUCUGGCUGGCAGCACUGCAGCAACAGUUUGGAGGAGAGGUGACGGGGCCCGCCACUCUGCUGGGAGCCUUGGGAGGGGUGCCAGAGCGAGGGGACAGAGAGAGGGGGCCAGUCAACGGCUUUCUUGGCUGUGAGGACGCUGUGGAGGCUUUACUUAACUCAGCUGCUGCAGCUGUCAGCUCACAGUUUCCAGGUCUUUCUCAGAGUUCAAGCAGCAACCUGGGAGACUCCAGCAGCGACAGUGGGACUGACAUCUCCUGCCCCAAAGGGACAGAUAUGUGCCAUCGCCCGCUCGUCUUCCUCUCAUCAGCCCCUCCCUCACUCCCCAACGCCGCCCCCACCUCAGGUCCCUACCCACAACCCCUCAGCCCCCAGGGCCGCCUUCAUCACCACCAGCAUCACCAUCAUCAGCAUCACCCGCACCACCCCAUGCAUGGCAGCCAUCAUCAUCAUCACCACCCACAAAUGAAUCAGUGUGGGGUGAACGACCGCUUCUCUGAUGAGCAGCUGGUGAGCCUGUCGGUGAGGGAGCUGAACCGACACCUUCGGGGAGUGAGUAAGGAUGAGGUGGUGCGCUUGAAGCAGAAGCGCCGCACACUAAAGAACCGUGGCUAUGCCCAGUCCUGUCGCUACAAACGCUUACAGCACCGCCACGCUCUGGAGUCAGAGAAACAUGUGCUCACACAACAGUUGGAUCAGCUACAGUGUGAGCUCACUCGAGUGCUGAGGGAGAGAGACGCCUACAAGGCUCGCUACGAGAAGCUCCUCAGCACGAACCACGGCAUCGGCGGCGACGCCCCACCGACCCGCACCAGCAACCCACCUUCCCCGCCCCCUGAUUACUUCCUCUGA